Messenger RNA from Sciurus carolinensis (gray squirrel), 1779 nucleotides. RefSeq names its product WD repeat domain 41 (gene Wdr41). The record is from RefSeq and is a predicted model, not a curated record. Gene Ontology annotation, molecular function: protein binding. Gene Ontology annotation, cellular component: lysosomal membrane. The transcript is spliced from 13 exons. The coding region runs from base 274 to 1665 and encodes 463 amino acids. Gene Ontology annotation, biological process: regulation of autophagy. Lineage: Eukaryota; Metazoa; Chordata; Mammalia; Rodentia; Sciuridae.
GCCCCAGCGCCUGCUCACUCGGAGGAGCGCGCCUCGGGACCUCUGCCGGCGAAACCCCAGGCUUUGGUGGCGGCUUCCCAAACUAAUCCUUCGUGGUCGGGUGCAGGAGCACUUAGGGACAAAACUGCUCCGCCUUCUGUGCUCUCCGCCCUGCAUUCCUACGACCCGUAGGCAAAUCUAGGGCGGCAAAUACUAGCGUUUCCUUUGCGUCACUGCCCGGUGGUUUUCGGGCUGACUGGGGCCUGGACCGGGCGAGACGCCGCCGUUGGCCGGAUGUUGCGAUGGCUGAUCGGGGGAGGCCGCGAACCUCAGGGACUGGCCGAGAAAUCUCCAUUACAGACAAUAGGUGAAGAACAAACCCAGAACCCCUACACUGAGCUGCUUGUACUGAAAGCUCAUCAUGAUAUUGUACGAUUUCUCGUACAGUUAGAUGACUACAGAUUUGCAUCUGCUGGUGAUGAUGGAAUUGUAGUCAUUUGGAAUGCCCAGACAGGAGAAAAGCUUUUGGAACUCAGUGGGCACACUCAAAAGAUAACAGCUAUUAUUACAUUUCCUUCCUUGGAAUCUUGUGAAGAAAAAAAUCAACUCAUCUUGACAGCCUCUGCUGAUCGAACAGUUAUUGUAUGGGAUUGUGAUACUGGCAGACAAGUUCAGAGAGUAUCAUGUUUCCAGUCUACUGUAAAGUGUUUGACCGUUCUUAAGAGACUAGAUAUUUGGCUCUCUGGUGGGAAUGACUUAUGUGUGUGGAACCGAAAAUUAGAUCUCCUGUGUAAGACCAGCCACCUUUCUGAUACAGGUAUCAGUGCUUUGGUAGAAAUACCUAAGAACUGUGUCAUAGCAGCAGUUGGCAAAGAACUGAUAAUUUUCAGGUUAGUAGCACCCACAGAAGGAUCACUGGAAUGGGAAAUUAUUGAAGUUAAGCGCCUCCUUGACCACCAGGAUAAUAUUCUCUCAUUGGUUAAUGUCAAUGAUAAGAGUUUUGUCACAGGCUCCCAUGUUGGAGAGCUGAUCAUCUGGGAUGUCCUUGACUGGACCAUGCAGGCUUAUGAACGCAACUUCUGGGACCCAUCUCCACAACUGGACACCCAGCAAGAAAUAAAACUCUGUCAAAAACAAAAUGACAUUUCUAUUCAUCAUUUCACAUGUGAUGAAGAGAAUGUAUUUGCUGCAGUUGGAAGAGGUUUAUAUGUGUAUAACCUUCAAAUGAAGCGUGUGAUUGCCUGCCAGAAAACUGCACAUGACUCCAAUGUCCUGCACAUUGCCAAACUUCCAAACAGGCAGUUAAUCUCAUGCUCAGAAGAUGGCAGUGUACGCAUUUGGGAGUUAAGAGAAAAACAGCAGCUCACAGCUGAACCUGUACCAACAGGUUUUUUUAAUAUGUGGGGAUUUGGAAGAGUGAACAAACAAGCCAGCCAACCUGUUAAAAAGCAACAAGAAAAUGCCACUUUGUGUUCACUGGAGCUCAUUGGCGAUUUGAUUGGACACUCAUCCUCUGUGGAGGUACUGCUUUCGAUGUUUCUGUACUUUGAAGAUCAUGGACUUGUGACUUGCUCUGCUGAUCAUCUCAUUAUUUUGUGGAAAAAUGGAGAGCGAGAAUCUGGAUUGCGCAGUUUAAAAUUAUUUCAGAAAUUAGAGGAGAAUGGUGACUUAUACCUCGCUGUCUAGUCUAAGGAUCUGGGGAUACCUGUGCAUGAACUUGAACAUCAAAUACAGAGUAAUACUCUGAAAAAUAUUAAUGUAUUGAUUACAUAAAUUUGUAUUUUUUUCCCUGUUGAUCCA